Molecule: messenger RNA, 1675 nt
Organism: Dendrobium catenatum
Lineage: Eukaryota; Viridiplantae; Streptophyta; Magnoliopsida; Asparagales; Orchidaceae
Product: UDP-glucose flavonoid 3-O-glucosyltransferase 7-like
Exons: 1
Coding region: 82-1467 (461 amino acids)
Molecular function (GO): UDP-glycosyltransferase activity
Source: RefSeq, a predicted model, not a curated record
UAAGUCGUCGCUAUAAAUUAUAUUGCUCGCGGAGGAUCUCCGGCUCGUAAUCCUUCUUCUUUUCCUGCUUUCCUUGUUUCCAUGGCCGCAAUGGCGCCGCCCAAAGACUUCAAUAUCCACAUGCUCUUUUUCCCUCUCAUGAGCAAAAGCCAUACACUCCCAAUGGUUGAGAUGGCCAAGCUUUUCGCCGCCCGCGGUGCCGGCGUAACCAUCCUCAUCACCCCGCUUAACGCCUCCCUCGUCUCCGGUGCCGAUUCCUCCAUCCGCAUCCACCUCAUCCCUUUCCCUUCCAACUUCUCCUCUUCCCUUCACACUGUCUCCGACCUCUUCAUGCCCUCCCUAAGCACCGAGACCAUCCUCCGCGACCCCUUCGACCAGGUCCUCAAAGAACUCCGCCCCGACUGCGUCGUCUCCGACCUCUUCAUGCCGUGGACUUACGCCGUCGCGGCAGCUCGUGGCGUGCCUAGGCUCGUCUUCGAUGGUUUCGGUUUCUUCGCCCGAUGCCUCGAAGACGCCUUCUUGAAACAAAACCCCUUACAGAAUCUGUCGCCGGAGACCGAUUCCAUCGUCCUUAACGGACUUCCACACCGCAUGCAGUUUCUCAGAUCUCAGUUCCCUGAUCCCGACGAAUGGGCCAAGCCGACGCCUUUAUCCCAGAUAUGGAAUCAGGCGGCGGAGGUCGAUCCAAAGAGCUACGGCGUUGUUGUCAAUAGCUUCUAUGAGCUUGAACCGGAUUAUGUUAACCACUACAGGAAUGUGAUCGGCGGUAAGGCGUGGGCCGUCGGCCCUGUUGGGCUCUGUAAUCAUGGCUCUGUUAAAAAUGAUAAUGAAUGCUUGAAAUGGCUUGAAGGGAAGAGUCCCGGCUCAGUCGUCUACAUUUGUUUUGGGACCUUGAGCGAUUUCUCUUCUACCCAGCUAAGAGAAAUUGCUCUUGGAAUAUUGGCUUCCGGCCAUCCGUUUAUUUGGGCUGUGAGAAACACGAGCAAUGAUUGGAUUCCUGAAGGAUUUGAAGAGAAGAUAGAAGGAAGAGGGCUUCUGAUCAGAGGAUGGGUGCCGCAGUUACUGAUACUGAAUCAUCCAUCGGUGGGAGGCUUUGUGACGCACUGUGGAUGGAAUUCGUGCCUUGAAGCAAUUUCGGCUGGGUUGGCAAUGGCGACAUGGCCAUUAUUUGGAGAGCAAUUCUAUAACGAGAAGAUGGUGGUGGACUUGCUCGGCAUCGGAGUUGAAGUGGGGGCGAAGGAGUAUGGUCUGAUGACGGAAGACAGGAAGGAGGUGGUGACGGCGGCGAUGGUGGAGGCGGCUGUGCGGAAACUGAUGGGAAAAAGCGAGGAGGCGGAUGAGAGGAGGAGGAAGGCUAAGGAGUUGGGGUUGAAGGCCGGGAGGGCGGUGGCGAAGGGUGGUUCGUCGUACAAUGAUGUCGGAAAUUUGAUUCAGGAGCUGAUGGAGAAGAAGGAAAGCGGUUUCUAAAGCUGGGCGCAUUAAUUUAUGGCUUUGAGAGUGGUUAUUACUUGUUAGGGGUUUUGCUGUAGUAUCUGUACUUCUUUUUCCUUGCAUGGUGUGACGGUGAUAUCUUAUCUCUAUCUUUUCAGUAGGGCUGCAAACGAUUUGAGCGAGUCGAGUAUGUGAGUGUUCAUGUUUGUGUUCAUUUAAUAUUAGCUUGUUCAAGUUUGGUUCA